Molecule: messenger RNA, 6248 nt
Organism: Ictalurus furcatus (blue catfish)
Lineage: Eukaryota; Metazoa; Chordata; Actinopteri; Siluriformes; Ictaluridae
Gene: add3a
Product: adducin 3 (gamma) a
Exons: 15
Coding region: 1755-3779 (674 amino acids)
Biological process (GO): barbed-end actin filament capping
Cellular component (GO): postsynaptic density; plasma membrane; cytoskeleton
Molecular function (GO): actin filament binding
Source: RefSeq, a predicted model, not a curated record
UUUGUAUAGUUUUUGGAUAGUUAUUGUAUUUAUUGGAUAGUUCCAUUUGGAUAGUUUUUGGAUAGUUAUUGUAUUUAUUGGAUAGUUCCAUUUGGAUAGUUCCAUUUGUAUAGUUUUUGGAUAGUUAUUGUAUUUAUUGGAUAGUUCCAUUUGUAUAGUUUUUGGAUAGUUAUUGUAUUUAUUGGAUAGUUCCAUUUGUAUAGUUUUUGGAUAGUUAUUGUAUUUAUUGGAUAGUUCCAUUUGGAUAGUUCCAUUUGUAUAGUUUUUGGAUAGUUAUUGUAUUUAUUGGAUAGUUCCAUUUGGAUAGUUCCAUUUGUAUAGUUUUUGGAUAGUUAUUGUAUUUAUUGGAUAGCUCCAUUUAGAUAGUUCCAUUUGUAUAGUUAUUGUAUUUAUUGGAUAGUUCCAUUUGGAUAGUUUUUGGAUAGUUAUUGUAUUUAUUGGAUAGUUCCAUUUGUAUAGUUAUUGUAUUUAUUGGAUAGUUCCAUUUGGAUAGUUUUUGGAUAGUUAUUGUAUUUAUUGGAUAGUUCCAUUUGGAUAGCUAUUGGAUAGUUAUUAAUGCCUGCACCAACUGGAAGUGUGUUCAGUGUUGAUUUGUUUGUCUGUCGUUAUUCAAUAUGCAACAUCACCUACACAGACUGCAAAUUGUCGUUAUGCUAUGGUGCUAUGAAGAGAUGUAGGCGCAAAUAUGAUAUACAAAGACUACUACUUUUAUUCCUCUUAUAAUGCCGCAAUUAGCCAACCAUUACAAUUUUUUCCAAGUAUUAAUGAAUCACACAUUAUAUUUGUUUAUCCAUUUAUAGUUACAUUUAACAUUUUUUCCUCUCUUGCUAACAAGCCAAAACUAUUCAGCGUAUCAUGUUACCGAGAAACUCCUCUGUCUUGUCUGGGAAAAACUUACCGACUGUUAAAAAAUUCUGAGACUCCUUACUUAAAUGUGAAUGCAGAAAGCUUUACCAUAUCCGUUGUUGCAUGUUUUUCUGUGUAAGUUGUUGCUAUAGAAACGUAUCAGAACAAGUGCAUUAAUAUAAACCUGUAAUUAACUAUAGUCAGGACUGCUGUUAGAAAAAAUGAAUGAACACCUUUUGACCAAUCAGUGUCGAGAAUUCACCAGCACUUUGGGAUAAAAGUACUGAGGCUCAUGUGUCAGCGCUUUAAUGAAGUCCAGCUGGAGUGUGUGUGUGUGGUAGAUUUACUGUAGUAGAUGUAGUGUGAUUGCAACACACAAACAGAGGCUUACAAAUUAAACACACACAAAGUAGUAAACACUGACCUUUAAUUCCACUUGUGAGCGCACGCGCACGCACACACACACACACACAAAGCAGUGACCUUUAAUUUCCUCGCUCUGAGACAGCUGGGCUGUCCCGCGUGCAGACUCGCGCUCUGAUUGGUCAGCGCGUGGCCGCGCUCAAAGGAAAUGGGUCGGGUUAGCAGGUCACGUGCUGCCUUUAGCUCCUCUCGCAGCUCAAAGGGUUUUCACUCGCGCGUAGUACGCGCACGCAGGCGAGGCCAUACAAACGUGUACACACGCACCGGCAGAGAACUCGCGCGCAGCUCUAGUGCUCGGGACGGCGCGCGCACGGAGGGAAGUCGCGAGGAUGACCGUGCGGGAGUGAACCCUGGCGGCGCGUUGCAGUCUGGGAAAGAAGGACAUGCCUGCUUAGUGCGUUUUUUUGUAUGUUUUUCUUUUUUUUUAAAGCGAGAUAUUGAGACGGGGAAAACACACACACACAGGUUUUUAGCCGAGCAGCGAGAUGAGUGGAGAGAUGAGUGCGGAGGUCAUGUCCCCCACCAGCGUCGGACCGAAGGAGAGAUAUUUCGACCGGGUGAACGAGAACGAUCCGGAGUACCAGCGUGCUCGUAACAUGCCCGCCGACCUGCGGCAAGAUUUCAACAUGAUGGAGCAGAAGAAGAGGGUCACACACAUCCUGCAGAGUCCUGCGUUCAAGGACGAGCUGGAAGGCCUGAUCCAGGAACAGAUGAACAAGGGAAAUAACCCAACCGGCCUCCUCGCCCUGCGCCAGAUCGCCGACUUCUUCAUGGCCAGCUCCAUCGGAGGAUACCCCACCUCCCCCCUGAGUCUGGGCAUGGUGUCCCCCAUAAAUGAUCUUUUCAGCGCGGAGUCCGGCUCCAUGGUAAAGGGUGAGAAGCAGGCGCGGUGUAAACUGGCCAGCCUCUACCGGCUCGUCGAUCUCUUCAGCUGGGCUCACUUCUCCAACGCCUACAUCACCGUUCGCGUCAGUAAGGAGCAGGACCACAUUCUCAUCAUCCCCAGAGGGCUGUCAUUCGCCGAGGCUUCAGCUUCUAAUCUGGUGAAGGUGAACAUCCUGGGCGACGUGGUGGACCAGGGCUCCACUAACCUGCGCGUCGACAUGGUCGGCUUCAGCCCGCACGCAGCCAUCUACUCCAUGAGACCGGACGCACGCUGCCUUAUCCACCUACACACCCCGGCCGCCGCAGCCGUGUCAUCGAUGAAGUGCGGCCUGCUGCCCAUCUCUCAGGAGGCGCUGAUCCUCGGCGACGUGGCCUACUACAACUACCAAGGGAGCCUGGACGACAAGGAGGAGAGGGCGGAGCUCCAGAAAGCGCUCGGACCCUCGGCCAAGGUGCUCGUUCUGAGGAAUCAUGGUGUGGUGGCUUUAGGAGAAACCAUUGAAGAGGCUUUCCACUACAUUUACAAUGCCCAGUUUGCCUGCCAGAUCCAGGUGAACGCGUUCUCGUGUGCAGGAGGAAUGGAGAACCUCAUCGUGUUAGACCUGGAGAAGUAUAAGAGCAGGACGCAGGGCGUGGUCGAGGCCGGUGUGAGCAUGGGCUCUUCGCACAAGUUGAAAGUGGGAGAGCUAGAGUUCGAGUCGCUCAUGAGGAUGCUCGACAAUCUGGGUUACCGAACAGGCUACGCUCACCGCCACCCGGUGUUGCGGGACAAACCGCGGCACAAGAGCGAGGUGGAGAUUCCGGCCACGGUGACUGCGUUCUCGUUGGACGAGCCAACCGAUGCGUCCCGCCUCCAACACCGUCUCCUUCAGCAGCGGCAGCAGAGGGAGAAAACACGCUGGCUCAACUCGCCUAAUUGCUACACCAAGAUCAACGUGGCUGACGGAGGCGGCGCCGAGGAGAACACCCGCGUCAGGACCAUGUGGAUGAGAUCUGAAGACGGCGGCAGCAGCAGCGGGACUCCGAUCCGCAUCGAGGACCCGAACCAGUUCGUUCCACUGAACACCAACCCAACCGAAGUCCUCCAGAAGAGGAAUAAAAUCCGAGAGCAGAACCGCUUCGACAUGAUGUCCGCCGGCCCGCAGUCUCAGCUCCUGGCUGGCAUCGUCGUGGAGAGACCGCCGCCAUACACGGGUGGAGACGAGGAGGAGGUCGAGCCGUUGCCACCCAACCCCUUCAGCGAGCUCAUCGAGAGAGAUCUGGAUGACUACAAACAUCAAGUGGAGCACCAACAGCUGGGGCUCGAUGAGGAGGAGCAGGAUCAGCUAACGUCUGACGACGCUUCCACGCUCUCCCCAUCUGCCUCUCAAACUCAGUCCCCACAACACACACCUGCUAAAGAAGAGAACCACACGAACGCUCUGCUGAACGGCAAGGGCACGCACGACGACGACGAGGAGGAGCUGAUGAAGCGCGUGGAGAGCGUGGAGAUCACCAGCGAGAAGAUCGAGGAGGUGCUGUCCCCCGAGAGCUCGCCCUCCAAAUCACCUGGCAAGAAGAAGAAGAAAUUCCGAACGCCGUCGUUCCUCAAGAAGAACAAGAAGAAAGAGAAGGUGGAGCCCUGAAUGCUGAGCGAGAGGGGGCGGAGACUCGACCUACCCACCUGUUUGUCCAGCCUCCUUUCUGUUUACCCGUCGUUUUUACCUUUGUUUGAAAGAUUAUCGAUUUUAUUUGGAUUUUUGUUUUUAACAAACUUGGGCACAUCUGAUUUGGGAAGGGAACGUUCCGGGGGCGACACUUUAUAUGGAAGUCCUGGCAAACUGGUUCUUCCUCGAACUAAACACACACACACACACACAGACACACACAAUCGAGCUUACACAGCAAUUCAAACACACAUACUACAUUUACGAUUAAUUCUUUGUUACCGUAUGGUAACGAUUUAUUUUUUUUGUCCCUCGUCUAGCCGUGAGGUUUGAUUUUGUUAAGGUUUUUUCCCCGCUCCCUUCCAAGGACACACAUUUUUAAAAAAUAAUUAGGAUUUUUUCUUUCUGUAGUUGAUGGCUGAUAAUCCUGUGUUUUAUACACACACACACACACACACACACACACACACACACCAUCACGUUUUAGUGAAGUGUAUCUCAUCGUUAUCUCCUCAUUCACUUUUAUCCCUUUUAACUCAUGUAGUUUUAUCCCCCCCCCUUUUUUUUUUUUUAAAUAAAUGUUUUGUACUCAUUUCUACACUUUUACACUUUUUCCUACAGCCGAUCAUGUCCGCUCGAUGUUUCUCCGCUCUGUAACUCGGAAGACUAAAACACACACGGAAUUAUAUAGAAAAGUAAACUGGACGAGUGAUGGUUAAAGUAACGGUUUAUUUUUUGUGCCGCACUUUUAACGUAGUAUAUAUUUUAGAUAUAUAUAUAAAUAAACAGCUAUGUGCAUACAGACGUCUUUUUUUAAUUUUUUUUAUUUUUUUUCCAGAGAGAUUUGCAGGACGUUAGCGAGAAUGCAGGAGUAGGAAGACCAGGAAGAAAAAUACAAGGGGAUUAAGCUUAAAAAAUGUUUCAUUUUAUAUAUUUAUAUAUAAAAUUCUUUUAAAUUUGAGAUAUAUAGAGAGAGAGAGAGAGCGCGCGCGAGUUUAAGGUAAUCCUGCGUCCCAGAUGAACGAGGGGGGAACAGUAAAAUCUCAGCGUGGCCCCCUUUUGAGAUUUGGAAAAUAAUAAUUUUUUGUUUGACAAAGGGUCGUCCAGAUGCCUGCUAUCCGAGAAAAGCGUUUGCGUCGCUGUAACGUAAAUCCCGCAGCAGCCUGAAAACGCGUCCGAAUUCUAGCGAGAAAGUAAAAAUGUACAAGUUUUCAAAUUCCAACGGAUGCAAGCGAAAAAUCCGCGGAAAAUUCGGAAACGUGUCGGAAUUCGGUUGAGCCAAAAGAAGUCGCACAAAAUACACACCGACCCCCAGACUCCGCCCCUCGUCCAAACUUUUAAACUGGUCCGUACAAAUCGGUUUAAAUUUAUCAUUCAAGUAAUAAGUCGAGGAACUGGUGUUUUCGCUUUCGUUCGGUACCUGUACAAUUCCUUAUUUUAUCUUUUCGUUUCUUUUUUUAAAACGAACUGAUUAGGUGAUGAAUUUUCAAACAAGUCGAAUGACUCAAAUGCAAGUCAUGGAGUUUUCAGGCAGCUUUUUUUUUUUUUUUUUUUUUUUUUUUUUUUUUUUUUAAACAUCCCCCCCCCCCCCAUUCCCCCAUUUGAAUGGGAUGAUUUAAAAAAAAUUUUAUGUCCUUUUUUCCCCCCAAACAAAAUUCAAAAAGUCUGCUUUUUUAGGGCGGAUUUGAGACAUAAAAAUUUUUAACGUCCAAAUUUUUUACCGACAUUUCCAUAAAUUCUGUUUGAACUGCAGACAUUAACGCCGAAUGGUGAAAAGCUGGAUUAGUUGCGUUCGUUAAUCGUUAAGGCUACACGUUUCGUCCCUCGUCCCCGAGCGGCUUUCGUCUCGAGGCGAUCGAUCCCAGCGAGCAAUGUGAAGUGAAUGUGGAGAUCGAGUCAUCUCUUAACUGUGUAAAUAGCACAUGGCUUUCAGGCGCUGCCGAGUGAAUUGCAAGGUUCGAGCGAAGUGGUGAGAUGCAAAAAUAUGGUGGGAGAAAAUAGGAAAGAAAAGCUCAUGCAUGUUUUAUUGCUGGACUUUUGUCUUCUGUUUGCAGUUUAUUUUCCUUUAUAUUAUAUGUUGUUUUUUUUUGUUGUUGGUUUUUUUUUUUUAGUUUACAGAGAUUUACACGUUUUAUUAACCACUUUACGAGCGUCAAAUCUAAUGUUUCUGUUUUCUUGCUCUGAACGAAGAACGUUUGCACCUUCUUUUCUUUCUUUUUUUUUUUUAAAUAAAAAAAACAAAGCAAACAAUUAAUGCUUAUUUUCUAUGUCGCUUUUGUUUUUUUUGUUUUUAUAGCUUUGGCAUGCAAGCGUGUGAGCCGAACCUCGUGACCUGUGAAAAGAAAAAAAAAAACUACAACGUAUAUAAAUUGUAAUCUAAUGAACUUGCUUUAGAUUGUAUUGCUAAUCGAUGUAAAUUCACAAUAAACAAAAGCUAUUUUAAGAAAA